UUAAAUAUGUCAUACAGAUAUAGUCAAAUACUGCAUGACGGUGAUUGGAAGAGGAAUAGUAUCCCAUCGGGUCGACAGCUUCACAGGUCUCCUCUGGUUAAAGACAAAACAGACAACUUGGAUUCUUGCAGCGGAUAUCUGAAUGCAGAUUGUGUGGAGCCACAGACACAUAAAAGUGAUGAUGACAACAGGUCAAAUAAUUUCAACAGCCCUGAGACCAAUCAGGCCUCCUUCGGAAAUAUAUUAGAAGCUCCUAACUCCAUGCUGAAAGGAAUGAAAGGGUAUCGGCUAACACCUGAGGAUGAGGACUUUAUUAAAAAAUUGAUGAUAGAAAAAGAGGUUAAAAAACUACAGAGAGACCUGGAGGAGGUUCAGAAGUUGUUAAAAAGGGAAGUAAUGGCCUUAGAGAUGAGUCUGGCAUCAAAGGAUAAAGUACAAGCUGAACUGAACCAGCUGCCAUCCUGCGAAGCGCUCACCGAGUGGGCGAAGGUGAUAGUCGAGAUGACGUCACCACUGACGGAGGUAACAGACAUGGAUGCCAAGUCUCUGCUGGCCAUGUUGACAAAAGAAAACAUCCAGAGAGCCACAGAGGAGAAGAAACUCGAAAUACGACGGCUUGAGAAGAUGGUUAAAAACAAGAGACGGAAAGAGGCUGAAGAGAGAGGGCAGCUUGAAAAACAAAUUGCUAGUGAACGGGAGAAGAUGCAGGGAUUAAUGAUCGAGCUAUCCAGCCUGAAAUCUGAAUUUGCACAACUCGAGGAAGCCAAUAAAGCUCUUGAAAUGCAGAUGAGCACUGAAGACUGGCCAAAACUCAAAGUGAAAGCAGAACGAGUAGAUACCCCAGAGAAACCACAAGCUGAUAAUAGCCAAGUGAAGCAGAAAGGCAGAAAAAAAGCUGUUAAAUCUGCUGAAAAGUUGCAGGAUACAACAAACCAAAGUACACCAACAAAAGAGGAGACUAAACAGAAGUCUGGAGCUGCUGGGGACAAGUCGACAAAGAUGGUAAAAGUAACCAGAGGGCGACAAAGGAAAAAAGAGCAAGAAUCAGUUUCCCAAGAGUCAACGGAGGCUGGGAAAGGGAGAAAGAAGCCCACAGGAAGUGUACGGACCACAGCUUCCCAACCGAGAAAUCAAAGAAAAGUGAAAACAGUGGAAAGGCAGCCCACAUUACAGUCCAGAGCUCCUAUUCAUGACAAAAUGGCCGCUGAAUCUGCAGAGGAUGAACACAACACUGGACUGAGGAGGUCAAAGAGGAUAGCCAAUAAAAAGUGA
Molecule: messenger RNA, 1272 nt
Organism: Sphaeramia orbicularis (orbiculate cardinalfish)
Lineage: Eukaryota; Metazoa; Chordata; Actinopteri; Kurtiformes; Apogonidae
Exons: 8
Coding region: 7-1272 (421 amino acids)
Source: RefSeq, a predicted model, not a curated record